AUGACAAAAAAAACAUGGGCUUUGGAUCUGGUACUCCAUACGUUGUACCUAGAACGACAUCAGCUUCCUCAAAGUCAAAGCGGCGUCCGGGAACCCACCUUUGAGCUCUCAACCACCGCUGUGGCAUCGCCAUCAACGAGAAACCCCAAGUUCUGGGCCCAGCAAGAUGGUAUCAUCUGA
Neurospora tetraspora is the source of this 180-nucleotide messenger RNA. RefSeq lists its product as uncharacterized. The transcript has a single exon. Bases 1 to 180 code for a protein of 59 amino acids. The record is from RefSeq and is a predicted model, not a curated record. NCBI's taxonomy places the organism in Eukaryota, Fungi, Ascomycota, Sordariomycetes, Sordariales, Sordariaceae.